Melampsora larici-populina 98AG31 is the source of this 483-nucleotide messenger RNA. RefSeq lists its product as uncharacterized. The coding region runs from base 1 to 483 and encodes 160 amino acids. The transcript is spliced from 3 exons. The record is from RefSeq and is a predicted model, not a curated record. NCBI's taxonomy places the organism in Eukaryota, Fungi, Basidiomycota, Pucciniomycetes, Pucciniales, Melampsoraceae.
AUGACUUUGUGUCGUAUCUUUUCACGGGCCCAGUCGCCAACCUUGGCAGUAAAGGUGGCACCACGUCAUUGGUGGAUGUGUACGGCACACUGGUCUCAUCCCGCUUAUAUGUACCCGAUGAUCUCUCGCGUUUGGACCCACAUCAUCUCAAACUUUCAAAUCGGUGCCACCUGCUUGAUGGCAGAUGACCCUUACCCAUAUACUGCGCAAUAUAUCAUCAAGUUCCAGACAAACUUCAGCGUAAAAAUGAUUCAGACAACACUGAGAGCUCUUUGGAAAAAUUCGCUUGUGACCAAUCAUUCAUAUCAGCUUUGUACCACAAUAUAUGAUGGCGACAUGCCAGACUCUAAUGAGAUAUUCAUUUAUUUUAGUGAGGCUCGGCCUGAAAUAAGCCUUUUGAACAUGAGCGGGAUCUUUGCUUCGGCCUUCACUGCCACCCUUGCUUUAGAAUUGAUCAAAUAUAAGACUGAACAUGAAUUAUGA